GAUAUGAGUUCAGCGUUAUCGCUGGCAAACAUACGGAGCUCGCUCAUCCGGCAGGAAGACACAAUCAUUUUCAGCUUUAUCGAGCGUGCACAGUUUGCCAGAAACUUGCCAGUCUACACACCGGACGCCAUACCUGUGCCGGGGUUUGACCGCUGCGGGCGGCGUUACUCGCUUCUUGAGUACGUGUUGCGGGAGACCGAGCAGCUGCACGGCAGUGUACGGCGGUACACGUCGCCAGAUGAACAUGCGUUUUUCCCAGAUGAGUUGCCGCCCUUGGUGCUCCCGCCCAUCACCUACCCCUCCGUACUGCAUUCCUGUGCGGACGUGAUCAACAUUAAUGACCGGAUUCUAAGAAUCUACGUGGACGACAUAUUGCCGGGCCUUACAGCGCCGGGGGAUGACUUCAACUACGGCAGCUCGGCCACCUUGGACGUCACGUGCUUGCAGGCGCUGUCCAAACGGAUACACUUCGGCAAAUUUGUAGCAGAAGCAAAAUUUCUCUCCAAACCCGAGGAGUACGGCGCGCUCAUCCGUGCGGGGGAUGCGGACGGCAUUAUGGAGCUCCUGACGGACAGGCGGGUGGAGCGCCGCGUGGUGGAACGUGUACGGCGGAAGGCCGCCACCUUCGGUCUGGACAUCACGGAGAAUGGGGCGCUGCCGCCGGCCGGGGGAUCUAACGGCGGGGGCGGGGACGCGGAAGCGGGGCCCCGCUUGAAGGUUUCACCGGAGCUGGUGGCGCGUGUGUACGAGGACAUUGUGAUGCCGUUGACCAAGGACGUCGAGGUGAUGUACUUGCUGCGCCGUCUAGAC
Volvox carteri f. nagariensis is the source of this 810-nucleotide messenger RNA. RefSeq lists its product as uncharacterized. The transcript has 8 exons. Gene Ontology annotation, biological process: chorismate metabolic process; aromatic amino acid biosynthetic process. The annotation marks the transcript as partial. Gene Ontology annotation, cellular component: cytoplasm. The record is from RefSeq and is a predicted model, not a curated record. Gene Ontology annotation, molecular function: chorismate mutase activity. NCBI's taxonomy places the organism in Eukaryota, Viridiplantae, Chlorophyta, Chlorophyceae, Chlamydomonadales, Volvocaceae.